Molecule: messenger RNA, 573 nt
Organism: Miscanthus lutarioriparius
Lineage: Eukaryota; Viridiplantae; Streptophyta; Magnoliopsida; Poales; Poaceae
Source: the annotation of a GenBank genome assembly
AUGGCGGCUUCAACGAGCAGAACAUCACCAGGAAACCACAAGGUCCUCCUCGGCGCUCUGCUCUGCAUCGCCGCCCCCGCCUCCUUCCUCCCCGGAUCAUCCGCCAGCACGCCCCUGGUCGCCCAGACCUGCGGCAGGACGUCGAACCAGCGCCUCUGCGUAUCCCUGCUCGAGUCCAGCAACCGGAGCCGCAGCGCCACGACGGUCCGGGAUCUCGCCAUCAUCGCGCUGAGGGGCGCCAGGAGAUCGGCGCUCCGCGGUAGGCUGCGCGCGUGGGACCUCAGCUACGGGGCGCGGCGAGGGACGCCGUCGCCGGCGGGCCGCCUGGUGGCGAGGUGCGCGGCGCUGUACAAGGACUGCCUCCACGCCGCGGCGCACGCGCUGGCCAGGGUGACCCACAUGCCGGCGUACGACGACCGCGUGGCCGACGCUGUGAGCGCGCUGCGCGUGUUCCCGGAGAAGUGCCAGCGCCUCUUCCACGCGCAGGAGAUCGUGUCGCCGCUGGAGCAGGUGAACCGGGACACCGGGGAGAAGCUGGGCAUCGCGUCGGAGAUCGUUCACUUGUUGCGCUAG